GGCAAAGAUCCGCUCUCUGCCAACUAAUGGGGGGUAAUUUGCAUUGCCCGCUUUACUGAUGUAAGAUGUCGUCAGGCGAACCCGUUGCCACUGAGAGUAUUCUCAAACAAUAUGGGAUCACGAUUAUAGAAGAUGUAUAUUCUCCAGCGAAGACUAAGCACAUCCUUGAUGGCGAGAAAAUCGUCGAAAUUCCUGAUUCGGUACAAUAUGUGCGAGAGACCCUUCUGGACAUUGAUGUCACAAUCCCAAAUACUUUCAAGUCUUUUUUCGAUGAGGAGCUGCAAAUACUCCGUACGAAUAAUGGGGAUACUUUGGAGAUUCAAGACGUUGUUCCACCCUGGUCGGCAUACAUCUCGCUUCUAGAAAAUCCAGUAUCGACCAAGAAGAUAGAUAUCGAAGCGGCGGAGCAGUCUGUUGAGCGAAUCGCACAAGUUGCUCGAAAGGCACGACGACUAGUCGCAGAGAGUGCUUCUCAGGAAAAAUGGAAUUCCUUUUUGAAAACACACAUUUUUCAAAGCUUUGGGGAUUCUAAUUCCGUAAAUAGCAAACAUAGCGAGCUUUUUGAUUCAUGGUAUCUGUACUAGGGAAAGCAAUAUUGAGUGGAAAAAUGUAUCAAAGUCAUUUUUCCAUUAUAACCUCCCUCUAGGAACUCCAAAACCAAGUUUUACGUACGGAUUUCCAGUGCAUGAAUACGGUGACAAUCAACAGUAUAAUGGGCUUCUCCGUCAUGGAAUAGUAGCGAACUUCUCCUUUGAAGUCCUGAGGCACUUGAGCAUAUUUGACUAUCUUUUCGUAUGCCCUGCCUUUAAGUACACUGAUUUGAUUUUCAAAAAAGAACAAGCGCUAGUUA
Molecule: messenger RNA, 850 nt
Organism: Talaromyces proteolyticus
Lineage: Eukaryota; Fungi; Ascomycota; Eurotiomycetes; Eurotiales; Trichocomaceae
Exons: 3
Coding region: 66-584 (172 amino acids)
Source: RefSeq, a predicted model, not a curated record